Molecule: messenger RNA, 663 nt
Organism: Microthlaspi erraticum
Lineage: Eukaryota; Viridiplantae; Streptophyta; Magnoliopsida; Brassicales; Brassicaceae
Source: the annotation of a GenBank genome assembly
AUGGCAGAAAAGCUAGGCAUCGCUGGAGCUUUGCAGCGCCCUACUACUUCAAUCAUGUUUGGAGAUGCAACUUCUAAGUCUCCUCUUGGUGUGUUCGAGAACUAUCACUUGAAAAUUGGAGAAUGCAUCAUCCAAACUGAUCUUACUGUCAUGGAGAUUGAAGAAGAGAAGGAUCUACCUCUGCUAUUGGGAACACCAUUCCUUAGCACAGUUGGCGCUUUAAUAGACUUUCACAAGCAAGAAGUGAUUCUUCACAAGGUCAAUAGUUUGUUGUCAUAUCGCUUGCACCCUAGAGGUUCAGACUUUUGUGCCACAAUUGAAAGUACAUCUCUCAGUUCUAUGACUCAUGAAGCUCCAAAGAUUGUGAAGGAUAGGGUUGACAAAGAACCAAGAGUUAGGAAGGAUAAGAUUGAGAAGGACAAAGGAGUUGAUAGAGGACCAAGGAUUGAGAAGCCACGCCUUGAGAAGGCCAGAGUUGAGAGACCACGAGCGGAUAGGCUUUUUCAAGCACCUUGUGUACUUGAUGAGAAAAGCCUCCAAGCUUUGUUUGGUGAGCCAUUAGGAAGCGCUCAAAAAGAAAGGGAGGAUGUGAUAUACCUCUAUUUUACAUGCUUUUUAUAUGGUUUUACUAUGCUUUUCAUAAGGUUUUUAAUGGCUUUCUGA